Molecule: messenger RNA, 2535 nt
Organism: Pistacia vera
Lineage: Eukaryota; Viridiplantae; Streptophyta; Magnoliopsida; Sapindales; Anacardiaceae
Product: nucleolar protein 6-like
Exons: 21
Coding region: 1-2535 (844 amino acids)
Biological process (GO): rRNA processing; tRNA export from nucleus
Cellular component (GO): CURI complex; UTP-C complex; small-subunit processome
Source: RefSeq, a predicted model, not a curated record
AUGGAGGCUGAAACUGCAAUCACAUUCACGGACUCUAUGGACUUCAAGGUAAAAGAGCUUUUAAAGGAGGUCCAUCUCAACCAAACUCCAACUAUCACUAAGCUCGUGGACGGCACAGUUUCUGCCAUUAAGAAAGUCAUUAAAAAAAUCCCCGACGACUUGCAGGUUACUGCGGAUUUAGCUCCGGGUUUUGUGAGAGACAUUGGUGCAGACAAAGUGGACUUCAAGUUUAAGAAGCCAAAAUCUAUUAAGAUUGGUGGUAGUUAUUCCAUGAAUUGCGUGGUUAAGCCUGACGUGAAUGUGGAUAUUUUUGUUCACCUGCCAAAGGAGUGUUUUCAUGAGAAAGACUAUUUAAAUCACCGGUAUCAUGCCAAAAGAUGCCUUUACCUCUGUGUAAUUAAGAAGCAUUUGAAAUCCUCCCCAUCAUUUGAUAAAGUUGAAUGGUCUGUCCUGCAGAAUGAGGCCCGAAAGCCUGUAUUGGUUGUCCAUCCAGCUGUGAAGCCUGUUGAGGCUCCUGGAAUUUAUGUACGGAUAAUUCCUACAGCAACAUCCCUGUUUAGUAGUUCAAAGUUGAGCUUGAACCGGAACAAUGUCCGUGCUGUUAACCAAGAUGGUGUUCCUCAGCCUACGCCCAAAUACAACAGUAGUAUAUUGGAAGACAUGUUUCUGGAGGAUAAUGCAGAAUUUGUCAAUAAAACAUUAAGUAGAUGGAAGGAAUUGGGAGAGGCUUUAAUAUUGCUGAAGGUCUGGGCUCGGCAGAGAAGUUCAAUACAUGUUCACGAUUGCAUAAAUGGAUAUCUAAUGUCUAUCUUAUUGUCAUACCUUGUGAGCCAUGACAAGAUUAACAAUUCUAUGAAGGCAAUGCAGAUACUUCGCAUUGCAUUAGACUUCAUUGCCACCUCAAAAUUGUGGAACCGUGGGCUUUACUUUCCACCACAAGCCCAGAGCAAAGUUUCAAAGGAGGAAAAGAUGCAAUAUAGAGAAAUUUUUCCAGUAGUGAUAUGCGAUCCAUCCACUCAGAUCAAUUUGGCUUUUAGGAUGACAAGUGUUGGUUUCUCUGAGCUCCAAGAUGAGGCUGCUUUGACACUUCAAUGCAUAGACCGAUGCAGAGAUGGUGGAUUUGAGGAGAUGUUUCUGACCAAGAUUGACUAUCCUGCUAAAUUUGAUUACUGUGUUAGAUUGAAUUUGAAGGGACGUACGGAGGUUCAUGCGUUGGGAUUUUGCUUGGAUGAUGAAUGUUGGAGAUCUUAUGAGCAGAAGGUGCAUAGCCUGCUGAAUCAAGGAUUGGGUGAUAGAGUAAAGUUUAUUCGUGUUACUUGGAGAAAUGCUCUUUCUGAGUGCAUUAUUGAAAAUGGUUUAUCCAUACUUGACAAAGAGCCCCUGCUUAUCGGCAUCUCAUUGAGCACUCCUGAGAAAGUUUUUAGGGUAGUUGACAUUGGUCCAAAUGCUGAAAAUAAAGAGGAGGCUCUCAGGUUUCGAAGGUUUUGGGGGGAGAAGGCGGAGCUUCGGAGGUACAAAGAUGGUACUAUUGCAGAAAGCACAGUAUGGGAAAGUGAGCAGUGGACAAGACAUCUCAUUUUGAAAAGAAUUAUUGAGUAUGUUUUUCAGCGACAUCUUUCUCUACCAAAAGAAAAUAUAGUGCAAAUAGUUGAUCAACUGGAUUUCUCUCUUCUUCAUGGUUCUAAAGAUCCUGUAUCACUUUCGGGAGGUUUACUUGAGGCAUUUGAAGUCUUAUCAAAGCGCUUGCGUCUUAUUGAAGAUAUCCCCUUGAAGAUUUCUAGCGUGCAACCUUUAGACUCGGCAUUCAGAUUUACAUCUGUGUUUCCUCCUGAACCUCAUCCACUGGCUAAUGAAAAACUUAAUGUUUCAAGAAUACAAAAGCUUACCCCAUCUUGCAUUCAGCCGCUGGAAGUUAUGAUUCAGUUGGAAGGUUCUGGGAAUUGGCCAAUGGACCAUGUCGCAAUAGAAAAAACUAAAUCAGCUUUCCUUAUUCAAAUUGGAGAGAGUCUCCAUAACAGAUGGCGGAUGACAUGUACAGCUACUGAGGAUGAUGUUGAUGUUCUGAUGUCUGGAUAUUCAUUCCGUCUGAAAAUUUUGCAUGAAAGAGGGCUGAGUUUGGUGAAAAGGGAAAUUGGAAAUCAAGCAAAGCAGAUUUAUUCUACAGAUAGGGUUCUUUUUAUUCGUGGUCAACAUGCAAGCAUGAUCAAUGGAUUACAGGGUCGUUACCCAGUCUAUGGCCCAGUUGUUAGGCUUGCAAAACGAUGGGUGGCUUCACAUCUUUUUUCUGCAUGCUUGAUGGAGGAGGCUGUUGAACUAUUGGUUGCAUAUCUUUUUUUGAAGCAUUUACCAUUUAAUGUUCCAUGCUCGCGGGUCACUGGAUUUUUAAGAAGUGGUCGGAGUAGAGUGGCAAUGGGACCGGUAUUUCAAGGUUAUGCGGAUUUAGCUCCGGGUUUUGUGAGAGACAUUGGUGCAGACAAAGUGGACUUCAAGUUUAAGAAGCCAAAAUCUAUUAAGAUUGGUGUAGUUAUUCCAUGA